Molecule: messenger RNA, 2256 nt
Organism: Cebus imitator (Panamanian white-faced capuchin)
Lineage: Eukaryota; Metazoa; Chordata; Mammalia; Primates; Cebidae
Gene: HSF1
Product: heat shock transcription factor 1
Exons: 14
Coding region: 179-1852 (557 amino acids)
Biological process (GO): regulation of DNA-templated transcription
Molecular function (GO): sequence-specific DNA binding; DNA-binding transcription factor activity
Source: RefSeq, a predicted model, not a curated record
CGGCGGCGGCGCCGGGAGCGCGCCCGUUGCAAGAUGGCGACGGCCAUGCUGGGCCCCGGAGCUGUGUGUGCGCAGCGGGCGGCGCUGCGGCCUGGGCGGCUGGCGCGGCGACGGCGCUAGCCCGGCCCUCGGUCCCCCUUCGCGGCCGCUCCCUCCGCCUCUUCCCGCCUUCCCCGACAUGGAUCUGCCCGUGGGCCCCGGCGCGGCUGGGCCCAGCAACGUCCCGGCCUUCCUGACCAAACUGUGGACCCUCGUGAGCGACCCGGACACUGACGCGCUCAUAUGCUGGAGCCCGAGCGGGAACAGCUUCCACGUGUUUGACCAGGGCCAGUUUGCCAAGGAGGUGCUGCCCAAGUACUUCAAGCACAACAACAUGGCCAGCUUCGUGCGGCAGCUCAACAUGUAUGGCUUCCGGAAAGUGGUCCACAUCGAGCAGGGCGGCCUGGUCAAGCCAGAGAGAGACGACACGGAGUUCCAGCACCCAUGCUUCCUGCGUGGCCAGGAGCAGCUCCUUGAGAACAUCAAGAGGAAAGUGACCAGUGUUUCCACCCUGAAGAGCGAGGACAUCAAGAUCCGCCAGGACAGCGUCACUAAGCUGCUGACGGACGUGCAGCUGAUGAAGGGGAAGCAGGAGUGCAUGGACUCCAAGCUGCUGGCCAUGAAGCAUGAGAAUGAGGCUCUGUGGCGGGAGGUGGCCAGCCUUCGGCAGAAGCAUGCCCAGCAGCAGAAAGUCGUCAACAAGCUCAUCCAGUUCCUCAUAUCGCUGGUGCAGUCAAACCGGAUCCUGGGGGUGAAGAGAAAGAUCCCCCUGAUGCUGAACGACAGCGGCUCGGCACAUUCCAUGCCCAAGUAUGGCCGGCAGUUCUCCCUGGAGCACGUCCAUGGCCCGGGCCCCUACUCGGCCCCAUCCCCGGCGUACAGCAGCUCCAGCCUCUACGCCCCCGAUGCUGUGGCCAGUUCUGGACCCAUCAUCUCUGACAUCACUGAGCUGGCUCCUGCCAGCCCCGUGGCCUCCCCCGGCGGGAGCAUAGAUGAGAGGCCCCUGUCCAGCAGCCCCCUGGUGCGUGUCAAGGAGGAGCCCCCAAGCCCGCCUCAGAGCCCCCGGGUAGAGGAGGCAAGUCCCGGGCACCCAUCUUCCGUGGACACCCUCUUGUCCCCGACCGCCCUCAUUGACUCCAUCCUGCGGGAGAGUGAGCCUGCCCCCGCCUCCGCCACAGCCCUCACGGACGCCAGGGGCCACACGGACACCGAGGGCCGACCCCCCUCACCCCCGCCCACCUCCACCCCUGAAAAGUGCCUCAGCGUAGCCUGCCUGGACAAUUUGGCUCACACUCCACAGAUGUCUGGGGUCGCCCGCCUCUUCCCCUGCCCCUCCUCCUCUCCACAUGGCCGAGUCCAGCCAGGGAAUGAGCUCAGCGACCACUUGGAUGCUAUGGACUCCAACCUGGACAACCUGCAGACCAUGCUGAGCAGCCACGGCUUCAGUGUGGACACCAGCGCCCUGCUGGAUCUGUUCAGCCCCUCAGUGACUGUGCCCGACAUGAGCCUGCCUGACCUUGACAGCAGCCUGGCCAGUAUCCAGGAGCUCCUGUCUCCCCAGGAGCCCCCCAGGCCUCCUGAGGCGGAGAACAGCAGCCCGGAUUCAGGGAAGCAGCUGGUGCACUACACGGCGCAGCCCCUGUUCCUGUUGGACCCCGGCUCCGUGGACACCGGGAGCAGCGACCUGCCCGUGCUGUUUGAGCUGGGAGAGGGCUCCUACUUCUCCGAAGGCGACGGCUUUGCAGAGGACCCCACCAUCUCCCUGCUGACGGGCUCAGAGCCUCCCAAAGCCAAGGACCCCACUAUCUCCUAGGUGACCGGGAGGAGCCGAGCCAGCCAUGGCCUGCCCACCCCCACCCCCAGUGCAGGGCUGGUCCUGGGGAGGCGGGGCAGGCUCACGGUCCUGUGCACUGGUGGGUUGGCCACCGCAGCCCCAGCAGGAUGCACAGAGGGGCUUGGGCCUGGGCAGCACCUCUGGUCAGGAGGGUUGUCCACCUGCCAGUCUGCCUUCACCCAACCUCGUGUCCUGUGGUUUGGUUGGGGCUUCACAGCCACACCCGGACUGACCCUGCAGGUUGUUCAUAGUCAGAAUUGUAUUUUGGAUUUUUACACAACUAUCCUGUUCCCUGUUCCAUAGAGAUAUACAGAUAUAUACACACAGGUGGACAGACGGACGUACGAGACGGGCAGAGAUCUAUAAACAGACAGGCUCUAUGC